Salmo salar (Atlantic salmon) is the source of this 3432-nucleotide messenger RNA. NCBI's taxonomy places the organism in Eukaryota, Metazoa, Chordata, Actinopteri, Salmoniformes, Salmonidae. The record is from RefSeq and is a predicted model, not a curated record.
ACUGUCUUUGGUCGGGUUGUCCUCCUCUCUCUGUAAUAUCUCUCUGACUGUACUGUCUUUGGUCGGGUUGUUGCGCUGCAUGCCGGGAUACACCUCCGUUGUUGACACAAAAUGGUCGAGUAUGUUUUGUGACCCGGGAGUUUAGCAGGCCUAAAAGUUGUACCUUAUCAUUCGGCACGCAGAAACAUCUAUAUUCGGAUAGUAAAUAGUAGAUUAAGUGCAUGAGAUAGUUUUAUAGAAAGGACAUUUCUACAGCAUGAGAGCAAGACUGUCGAAGGAGAGUUGAUUCUGCCACAGACAAGACGCACAGUCCGCCCUGCAUGACUCGGAUAACACUCACAGCAUAGAUGUGCAGUUCUGUUCAGCAGUGGGAAGUAUGCGUCACACAGCCUACAUCAGCUGGUGAGCUGCGGGGGAGCAAGCGAUGACUGUGGGCAGACUGGCUCCGCCUCCGAUUGUAGCCUACACAUCACACAGACCAUUGCCUACAUCAUAGAGGACGCUAAAUCAAGCCGAAUGAAGAGAGCGGCUGCAAAGCAUCUAAUUGAGCGCUACUUUCGCCAGUUAACAGAGGGCUGUGGAAAUGGGGCCUGCACGAAUGAGUUGUGUGCAUCGUGUCUUGAUUUUCAACCGUUGGAUCACAACGCGGCGGCCAUCAGAGCCCUGGAGCUCUAUAAAAUUAACACCAAACUGUGUGACCUUCACCCCUCCGCUGCCUUCCCUGACAACGAUAGUGCCGAGGACACACGACCUGCCUUAUUACUGGGCGACCGCAACGGGAAGAUGACAGACAACCUGUUUCCCCCUAGAGAAGACUUCAGAGAGGUGCAUUACCUGACUGAGGAGAAGGUGUACGAGAUCCUGAGUAUCUGUGAGGGGAAGGAGGACUACUCUCCUCUGAUCCGAGUCAUCGGGAGGAUCUUCUCCAGCGCUGACGGUCUGGUGCAGAGCUUCAGAAAAGACAAGGAACAACACCCCAACACCAAGGAGCAGCGCAAGACCCACCAGGCCAAAGAUGAGGACAAGGACGAGGAUGAGAAGGAGAGAACCACGGCCAUGGAGCAGGAAUCAGAGGAAUCGGAGGCCUCGGCGUCCAUGGAAGGAGCGACGGGAUCGACGGAGAACAGACUGGGUCCUGUCGAGGUCUCGGUGGACAUAGAAGCUGUGAGGAGAGUGUACGACAGACUCCUCUCCAACGAGAAGAUCGAAUCGGCCUUCCUCAACGCCCUGGUCUACCUAACUCCCAACGUAGAGCUGGAUCUGACCUAUCUAGACGUGUACGACACCAACCCAGACUACCUAAACAUCUUCGUCAUCGUGAUGGAGAACAGCAGCCUCCACAGCCCAGAGUACCUGGAGAUGGCCAUGCCUCUGUUCUGUAAGUGUAUGAGUAAACUCCCUCUGCCUGCCCUGGCCAAGCUGACGCGCCUGUGGUCUCAGUACAGUGUGGAGCACGUCAGGCGUAUGAUGGAGACCUUCCAGCAGCUCAUCACCUACACGGUGAUAAGCAACGAAUGCGGCAGCGACAGUCUGGUGAACGAUGACGAGCGCGUUGUGGCGGCCACCAAGUGUCUGAAGCUGGUGUUCUACGCCAACGUACUGGGAGGUGACCUCGAUACGGGCCACAACGAAGAGGAGGAGGAGGAGCCCCCGUCUGAGUCCAGCGAGCUCACCUUGCAGGAGCUCUUGGGGGAGGAGAGGAGGAACAAGAAGGGUCCCCGGGUCGACCCUCUGGAGAAGGAGCUGGGCGUCAGGACCCUGGACUGCAGACGACCCCUCAUCCCCUUCGAGGAGUUUGUCAACGAACCGUUGAACGAUGUUCUAGAAAUGGACAAGGACUUUACCUUCUUCAAGGUGGACUCGGAGAGUAAGUUCUCCUUCCAGAGCUGUCCCUUCGUCCUCAACGCCUGCACCAAGAGCCUGGGUCUGUACUACGACAACCGCAUCAGCAUGUACAGCGAGAGGAGGAUCACAGCGCUCUACAGCCUGGUACAAGGACAGCAGCUCAACCCGUACCUCAGGCUCAAAGUACGACGAGAGCACAUCAUCGACGACGCCCUCGUCAGGUUAGAGAUGAUCUCCAUGGAGAACCCAGCGGACCUGAGGAAGCAGCUGUUUGUGGAGUUUGAAGGAGAGCAGGGCGUCGACGAGGGAGGAGUCUCUAAAGAGUUCUUCCAGCUCGUCCUGGAGGAGAUGUUCAACCCUGAUAUUGGCAUGUUUACAUAUGACGAGUCCACCAAGCUGUUCUGGUUCAACCCGCCUUCUCUGGAGAAUGAGGCCCAGUUCACCCUGAUUGGCAUCGUCCUGGGCCUGGCCAUCUACAACAACUGCAUCCUGGAUGUUCACUUUCCCAUGGUGGUCUACAGGAAACUGAUGGGGAAGAAAGGCACCUAUCUGGACCUGGCAGACUCACAUCCGGUUCAGUACCAGAGUCUGAAGGAGCUGCUGGACUAUGAAGGGGAUGUGGAGGAGGACAUGAUGAUCACCUUCCAGAUCUCACAGACGGACCUGUUUGGAGAACCCAUCACUUACGACCUGAAGGAAAAUGGGGACCAGAUACCUGUCGGUGAGGACAAUAGAAAGGAGUUUGUCUCUCUGUAUGGUGAUUACAUCCUUAAUAAGAGCGUGGAGCGCCAGUUCAAAGCCUUCAGGAGGGGCUUUCAGAUGGUCACCAACGAAUCGCCUCUCAAGUGUUUAUUUAGACCUGAAGAGGUGGAGCUACUGAUCUGUGGAAGCAGGAAUUUAGACUUUCACGCACUUGAAGAAACAACAGAGUAUGACGGAGGCUACAACAAAGACUGUCGCAUUAUCAAAGACUUCUGGGAGACGGUGCAUUUGUUUGGUGAGGAAGAUAAGAGACUUUUCCUCCAGUUUACUACGGGGACUGACAGAGCACCCGUAGGAGGGCUGGGCAAGUUAAAGAUGAUCAUCGCCAAGAACGGCCCCGACACAGACAGGUUACCUACUUCUCACACUUGUUUUAAUGCCUUGCUGCUCCCAGAAUACGACACAAAGGACAAGCUGAAGGAGAGACUUCUCAAAGCCAUCACUUAUGCCAAAGGAUUUGGAAUGUUGUGAAACAAAACAACUACUCUGGGAAAAUAUAUAAUAUUAAUAAUAAAUUAAAUGGUUUUAAUGGAUAAGGAAGGAGUUCUACAAUACAAUGAGACAUGAGUUUAAAUAAAAAAAAAAAAAAAGUGGCAUUAUGACAAGGAAGUGUUCCACUGGUGUGUGCCAAGAUAUCAAUUAGACAGACACUUUGAUCAAUCCCUCCCACUCAGAUCUCUCUAAUGUAGAACCUCUCCUUAUUUUCUAGCUUUUUCAAAUAGUUUAAAAUCACUCAGAAUGCUUACUGGAGGAGCACGGUUCUCCUACAUGUGUUUAUUAAAGAUGGUUGACGUGUAAAAAAAAACAAAAAACAUCCAGUCUGAA